Messenger RNA from Jaculus jaculus (lesser Egyptian jerboa), 1497 nucleotides. RefSeq names its product fascin actin-bundling protein 3 (gene Fscn3). The transcript has 6 exons. NCBI's taxonomy places the organism in Eukaryota, Metazoa, Chordata, Mammalia, Rodentia, Dipodidae. Gene Ontology annotation, molecular function: protein-macromolecule adaptor activity; actin filament binding. The record is from RefSeq and is a predicted model, not a curated record. Gene Ontology annotation, cellular component: microvillus; actin cytoskeleton; lamellipodium. The coding region runs from base 1 to 1497 and encodes 498 amino acids. Gene Ontology annotation, biological process: establishment or maintenance of cell polarity; actin filament bundle assembly; cell migration.
AUGGCUGAGGUGGAGUGGAUACACAGACAUCCAAAGGCUGAGGAUCUAAGAGUUGGGCUCAUUAGCUGGGCAGGAACCUACCUCACCUUUGAAGCAUAUAAGAGUACAGUCACAGCUACUGGGAAGAGUCUGAGCAGGAGACAGACCUGGGAGCUCCUGGUGAGCAAUGAGCAUGAGGCACAGGCCGUGGUCCGACUCAAGAGCCUGCGGGGCUACUACAUGCUGUGUGAGGCAGAUGGCACUGUGUGCUGUGGCCGGCCGAGGAGCAGCCAUCACGGAUGCUUCCUGCUCCGUUUCCACCGCAACUGCAAGUGGACCCUCCAGUGUAUAAUCUCUGGCCGCUACCUGGAGUGUGACGGUCAGGAUGUGUUCUGCAGCUCCAGGGUCCUGUCCGCUUACCACAUGUGGACGCCCCGGCCGGCCCUGCACGUCCACGUGAUCCUCUACAGCCCUACCUACCGCAGCUACGCCCGCGCUGACCACACCGUGGGCCGCAUCUGGGUGGACGCCGCAGUGCCCUGCCUGGAGGAAUGUGGCUUCCUGUUGCAUUUCCAAGAUGGAUGUUACCACCUGGAGACCUCCACACACCACUUCCUGUCGCGGGUGGACCGGUUAGUCUCCCAGUGCUCGGCGCAGACAGCUUUUCACUUGCAAGUGCGGCCCAGAGGGCUCGUGGCGCUGUGCGACGGAGAAGGAGGCACGUUGUAUCCGCAGGGCACACAUCUGCUCCUGGGCUUGGGCUCCAAUCCCAUGAGGGGUGAGGAGUGGUUUGUCCUACAACACUUCCCAACCUGGGUCAGCCUCAAGUCAAGGUGUCGGAAGUUCAUCUCAGUCGGCUAUGAUGCUGAGGUGUGUGCUGCCUCUGAGCGCUUGACGCCAAUGUCCUUGUUCCAGUAUGAAUGUGACAGUGAGAGCUCCACCUUACAACUUCGGUCAGCCAAUGGCUACUACCUAACCCAGAGGCGCCACAGGGCAGUGAUGGCUGAUGGGCACCCCAUGGACUGCAACACCUUCUUCCGUGUGCACUGGAACUGUGGACGAAUCAUCCUACAGUCCUCAAUUGGACGCUUUCUGGGCAUUGCCACCAAUGGCCUAUUGAUGGCCAAUGCUGCCAUUCCAGGCCCAAAUGAGGAACUGGGGAUUCGAUUUGCCAACCGCUCCUUCCUCAUCCUACGAGGUCGGUAUGGGUACGUGGGCUCCUCGUCAGAGCGUGACCUGAUGCAGUGCAACUUGGAUCAGCCCGACUGCAUCCAGCUCCUGCCCUGCCGCCAAAGCAUCUACCACUUUCAGGCACAGGGUGGAUCCUUCUGGUCAAUAACAUCCUUUGGCACCUUCCGCCCUUGGGGCAAGUUUGCCCUCAACUUCUGUAUAGAACUUCAAGGGAGCAACUUGCUCACAGUGCUGGCACCCAAUGGCUUCUACAUACGAGCCGACCGAAGUGGAACACUACUGGCAGAUAGUGCAGACAUUACCAAAGAAUGUAUCUGGGAAUUUUAG